This is a messenger RNA of Symbiodinium pilosum, 1719 nucleotides long. The record is from the annotation of a GenBank genome assembly. NCBI's taxonomy places the organism in Eukaryota, Dinophyceae, Suessiales, Symbiodiniaceae.
AUGAGGGGGUCAAUAACGAUGGCGGCGGAGCUGAGGCCAAAGGCCAGGGUCGGGAGAUCAAAGGGGGCAAGGGCAACUCUGACAAAGGAGGUCACAAGGGGCGUGAUCAUGAUCCAGCUCCUGGAAAGGGAGAUGGCAGAAAAGGAGAAGAUGGUAAAGGAGAAGGCGCUGGUAAAGGAGAUGGUGGUAAAGAAGGAGAUGUCGUGUGCUGAUGAUCACUAUGACAAGUUCGAGGUACUCGAUCGAGCGGAGAUUCGUCGGCGCAUGGUACGACUGUGGGAUGUGGUCCACAACUACAACUUCACAGCAGGUGUUGGAAUGGCCUUCGUUAUUGACCAUAGCGGUGGGCAGAAUGAGAAGGUUGAUGAAGAGGGCAUGGAGCCCAAGAUGGCCCCGCCUGCCGCGAUCUCGAAUGAUGAGGAGUCAAAUGCCGACGGCUUCGGGGGUGAUAGUGGCACUUCUAAAGGGCAGGCGCGCAAUGUGCCAAAAAAAGAUGAUGGCCAUGAUGUUUGUUCUGGAAAUGGCAAGAACCUCUUGAAAGUCGUGGAUCUUCCAAGCUAUGUCAGGGAAGGGUUGCUUCAAGCAGCUUCUACUCGAGCCCCUGAUGCUGUUGCGGUCAGUGAGCAGUAUGUAAAGGCCUCGCCUCCAGACAGCGAGGGUGAUGAUGAGGAGCGUGUAGAUCCAGGCCCCAGAGUCCUCAGCAAGUUCUUGUCAGUCAAGUUCCGGAAUGCUUUGGGCAAGCAAGGCUCUACGACUUCAGAGAAAUGCAAGGUCAAAAGCAAAGCUAAAUUCAGGAUGAGGAAUCAUGCCAAGGCCCCCGAGGCUCCCAAGAAAGCCAACAAACCCGAGACAAAUAAUUCUGGUGCGUCGUGCGAGUACAAGCCAGGGCUCUUUGAGGAGGAGCGGCAGAUUUUCUUGCUUCAGGCUAAGGCUGAUGGCCUCAGCCAUAAAGAAGCCCUGGGUGCUUGGAAGGAUUCUCCCCAGCGUGCCAAGUUUCUCUGCAAUUUGUCUCUUCCAGAGCUUAAGAGACGUAGGUUUGUGCCGAAGGGCUGUGCCGCGAAUCCUUUUGUUGCGGUUGCUGCGUUGGGCGUGGAUGCGCCUCCUGUCCUCAUCCUCAUAGUCUUGCUGCUCACGUUCAAUACGGCUUUGGACAAGAAGCAGGACCGUGAGUUUCUGGAGCUAUUCGCAGGGGAAGCGGCUGUCACCGAAGCCCUCCGUGCUGCUCGCUAUCGCGGCGUCGCCAUUGAUUGGGAGAUGGACAGACGGACAUACCCGAAGGAGUUCGGCCAGUUCUUGGCGCGGAUGUUUGGUGAGUUGGUGAAGGUGCCUUUCACAACCAUCACCGCAGCGAGCACCGCUACUUCUGUGGAUGUACGGCUGACUGAUCUAGAGCUCUUUCAGAAGCACUGCUUGGGCGACGGUAGUGUGGGACCUGGAGGUGACCUUUGGGAGGACGACCCACGUAAGUAUGGCAAGGAUUCUGCUUGGGAAGUAACCAUAGCACAGCCCUACCUGGAGAAAACCAUGGACUUUCAAAAUAAACCUGGAUCCCUCUUUAAAGCCGAGGCUGACCUGUUCAGGGUUCUCCAGUACUUGAACUCCAAGUACGUGAAAGCUCCUGGCCAAUGGGCGGUGUGGGUUGCACUUAACAUGGUCUGCGCCAAAUUAAUGCUAGAGGGCACUGAGGGCACACUAGCUGUUUUUUGUCUUGCAGCCUAG